AUGAAAUUGCCGAAAGAAGUGCGGAACAUUGUGGCCGGUGGAUUCGCGGGUAUGCUGGCGAAAAGCGUCGUAGCACCCAUUGAUCGCGUUAAAAUAUUGUAUCAAGUCAGCUGUGCUAAGUUUCACCUACGGAACGUUCCAAAAGUCAUGAAAAAUAUCAUCCGGGAUGAAGGUUUUGCGGCCUUGUGGAAGGGCAAUGCUGCCACAAUGAUUCGUGUCUUUCCCUAUAGUGGCAUUCAGUUCAUGGUAUUUGAUCGCGCAUCUUCUAGCGCUCCAUCCUCCCGACGAAGAUUCGGCUUGACGCCACUCGAAAGCUUAAUAUCAGGAAUGGUCGCUGGGACGGUUUCCGUUAUGUUGACGUAUCCCUUGGACUUGACGCGUGCUCAGCUUGCAGUACUUCGGAGACAUCGACAUGCAGCCAACCGAGGUUUUGUCAGUGUUCUGACUGAUAAUUACACGCAACGUGGCCCACUGGGGCUAUUUCGCGGUGUCGUGCCGACUCUAAUCGGUAUUUUACCGUACUCGGGCAUUGCCUUUGCUUUGAACGAACAGGCGAAGCGCGAGGUUCAACACAUGACGCAACGCGAUUUGACAACGAUCGAACGUAUGCAAUGUGGAGCUUUUUCAGGAUUGAUUGCUCAGUCAAUCACAUAUCCAAUUGAGGUGACGAGAAGACGGAUGCAAACGAUUGGGCUAGUUGAAACAUUGCCGUCCUUAGUUGGAACGAUCCGGUCGCUGUACGCAGAACAAGGAUUGAGAGGUUUUUUUAAAGGAGUUAGUAUGAAUUGGAUGAAGGGGCCUAUCGCUUUUUCGAUCAGCUUUACGGCUUUUGAUACGCUUCAGAGUUUGAUG
Molecule: messenger RNA, 852 nt
Organism: Phaeodactylum tricornutum CCAP 1055/1
Lineage: Eukaryota; Bacillariophyta; Bacillariophyceae; Surirellales; Neidiaceae
Exons: 4
Biological process (GO): transmembrane transport
Source: RefSeq, a predicted model, not a curated record